Messenger RNA from Hirsutella rhossiliensis, 609 nucleotides. Its product is annotated as reverse transcriptase (RNA-dependent DNA polymerase) domain-containing protein. Lineage: Eukaryota; Fungi; Ascomycota; Sordariomycetes; Hypocreales; Ophiocordycipitaceae. The transcript is spliced from 2 exons. Bases 1 to 609 code for a protein of 202 amino acids. The record is from RefSeq and is a predicted model, not a curated record.
AUGACAGUGGACCCGACAAUAUUCAGACAUACAGAGUCGGAGGUAAUCAUCGGCGUGCACGUGGAUGACUUUAUGAUUACAGGGGGGAACGAGGAUGCCAUUGAACGGAUGAAAGACCUCGGAGAAGCAGAGAACAUUCUCGGAAUUCGGAUUCAAAGGCACAAAGGAAAGCUGAUGAUUGAUCAAUCACAAUUUGCGAAGGAAAUCGUGGCAGAAUUUCUCUACGACGACUCAAUGAAGCACGCAACCCCCAUGGAACCUGGAGCUAUACGGAAGCUCGCUGAGGAACCGGGGCCUCUGAACCAUGACGAAUGGUUGAAAUACGUGGAAUUGCUCGGAAAGCUGAUUUGGCUAUGCAAUACGAGGUUCGACAUUAUAUUCGCAGUUAACAGAAUGGCAUCUUUCACGGUAGAGGCAUGCUGGAACCACUGGAAGGCUUUGCUACGAAUAUUGGGUUAUGUCGGCAGGACUAUUCACCACGGUAUCACAUAUGGCGGAAAUAAUGAGCACGCACAAGGAGUCGAAGGCAGCGAUAUCGACUAUUACUCCAUUGACCACAACAUCGAAGGGCACGUCAGGGCUCCUAAUAGUGCAAACGGUUUACACUGA